AUGCCGAAGAAAAGUAGCCGCAAGCAAGAGAAGAAAGGAGAGCAAAAUGAGGAAAAAACGCCUUCACCGUCCAGCCAUGCUCGUUGUGGUUUUUCAACACCUGGAACACCUGACGAUGAUGAAACUGAAGAGAAAGAAUUCCGCCGUUUUAUGAAUGAUACUUUGACUAGAAUAGAGAAAAAACAAGACAAAAUAAGUGGAAACCUAACUCAGUUAACAAAGCGAGUACAAGAAUUAGAGGAUGGUAAACAUGAUUUUCAGACCUCAUUGGAGUAUUCGGAAACUAUAUUACGCGAGCUACAAGAUGAGAACUCAGUGUUCAAGAAUAUAAUUGAGGCGUUGGAAUCAAGGUAUGAAACUAUGAAACAACAAUUACAUGUCAUCAGUGAAGACCAGUUAAUGGGGGAAAGAUACUCCCGAAGUUAUAAUAUCAAAAUAGUCGGAAUCGAAGAGAAAGAGAAAGAAAAUGCACAUGAGGUGGCUGUCAAGUUUUUAGGAGACAAGUUUGUUAUUGCGGUGGAUGAAGUUGAAAAUGCACAUCGUACGGGCAAAAUUCGGUCGCAAAAACCCAGGCACAUUAUAGUGAAGCUUCACAAAAGACCGACAAAGAUAAACAUUAUGAAAACGCAGAAACAGAUACUUCAAGACUCUGCAACUUAUAUUAUUACUGAUUUGCCACGAGCUGAUGUGUUAGAAAAGAAAAGGCUAAAUCACGUUAUGAGACAAGCGUGGGAAAGUGGUAAAACUGUGGUGUUUAGAAACGGAAAACUGUACAUUAAGAAACAGUUAUUCAAAGGAUGA
Molecule: messenger RNA, 801 nt
Organism: Saccoglossus kowalevskii
Lineage: Eukaryota; Metazoa; Hemichordata; Enteropneusta; Harrimaniidae
Product: LINE-1 type transposase domain-containing protein 1-like
Source: RefSeq, a predicted model, not a curated record